This is a messenger RNA of Scylla paramamosain (green mud crab), 1075 nucleotides long. RefSeq names its product apolipoprotein D-like. The transcript is spliced from 4 exons. Gene Ontology annotation, biological process: response to reactive oxygen species; lipid metabolic process. Gene Ontology annotation, cellular component: cytoplasm. The record is from RefSeq and is a predicted model, not a curated record. Lineage: Eukaryota; Metazoa; Arthropoda; Malacostraca; Decapoda; Portunidae. Bases 176 to 730 code for a protein of 184 amino acids. Gene Ontology annotation, molecular function: pigment binding.
GCAGUUCCCAUAGUCAAGUGCGCCAGGAAUCCACGCCAUCUUAUGCCUUACACAACCGUCACAUUACCCAAGAACACCACGGCUUAUAUAUACCGUCAUUCUCCCUACGAGGCAGCAACUACUGUUUCCCUGAGGCAGGCACGCAUCCCCGAACCCUCCCUGCUGCUUGAGCGCGAUGCUGCGAGUACUACUGCUGUGCGUGGCCGGCUUUGGCCUUUGUCUCGGCCAGGUGCUCAAGCCCGGCAAGUGCCCAGAGUUCACCUCCAAGACAGACUUUGAGGUGCAGCCGUACCUGGGAAAAUGGGUGGAAAAUGCGCGAUUCCCCACAAAGGACGAGGAAGGUCAGACCUGCAAUUACGCCGAGUAUUCGGACAAUGAGGACGGGACGGUCGGCGUGCACAACGCGGGACUCGACGCUGACGGCACCUUCACGGAAAUCUUCGGCUACGUGGAGCUGACAGACGUGCCCGGCUCCCUCGCCCUUCAUCUGGACGGCGUUCCGUUCGUAGGGAAAUACGACGUGCUGGAGACAGACUACGAGACCUACACCUCCGUAUAUUCUUGCGUUGACUUCCUCGGGUUGGGAUACAUGGACCAGGCGUGGGUGCUGGGGCGUCACGUCCUUUCUGAAGAGGAGCUCAGCCUCGCCCUAUCUGCCUUCACUCGCUGGGGGAUUGACACCAGCUCCUUCGAGUACACGCCUCAGACCGACUGUUCUGGACUGCCCUGAGCAUCUCCGUCCAGCCCUCCCUUUCUUUUUUCGUGGUAGUGAAGGAAUGCUUGUCUCCGGGUCUCUUUACGUCAGUGGUUUCCCUCUGGUACCUGCAUUCCAGAACUAUAUACAAGCAACUUCUCAUUCCCUCCACGUGAAGGAAUGACAGACCAGGAGUGGUAGACUACCCUGUCCUCCGCGAGCCGUGUCAUCUCCCCGCGAGGAAGGAAGGAGACGCCACUCAGUCAGGGAGGGAGGGAAGGGAGCAGCAACAUUUACUUUUUGUUAAUUAAGGACCACCUAUUCACGGGUACAAUUAGAAUAUUGAGUUAACACUUGUAACUAAUAAAAAAUAAUGAAAGA